AUGGCAACUGCAAGAGAGAAUCAGAGAAGCAUCCUCCAAAGUCAAGCUCUUUUGAAGUACAUUCUCGAAUCAAGUGCCUACCCCAGGGAGUCCGAGCAUUUGAAGCAACUCAGAGAGGCCACACUCGCGAAAUAUCCAUAUUGGAGUGUGAUGAGUGUGCCAGUCGAUGAAGGUCUCCUCCUCUCAAUGUUUCUGAAGACAAUGAACGCGAAGAAGACAAUAGAGAUUGGAGUCUUUACUGGUUAUUCUCUUCUUGGUACUGCUCUAGCUCUACCUGCUGAUGGCAAGAUAAUAGCUGUUGAUCCAGACAAGGAAGCAUAUGAGGUUGGACUGCCAUUUAUUCAGAAGGCUGGAGUGGAGCACAAGAUUAGCUUCAUCCAAUCAGAUGCAUUCUUAGUUCUAAAUGAUCUGAUUGCCACCGGCAAAGAAGAAGGGACAUUUGAUUUUGCGUUUGUGGAUGCUGACAAGGAAGACUACAUCAAAUAUCACGAGCUGCUUUUGAAACUGGUUAAGAUUGGUGGAAUAAUUGCGUACAACAAUAGUACCUUAUGGUUUGGGUCGGUGGCACUCUCUGAGAAUGAUGAGAUGGAGGAAUUUAUGAGGAAAGGCAGAAAAUAUUUGAUUGAGUUGAACAACUUUCUAGCAAAUGACCCUCGUGUGGAAUCAUCUCUCGUUUCCAUCGGUGACGGCCUUACCCUCUGCAGGCGUCUAUUUUAA
Messenger RNA from Juglans microcarpa x Juglans regia, 717 nucleotides. Its product is annotated as flavonoid 3',5'-methyltransferase-like. Lineage: Eukaryota; Viridiplantae; Streptophyta; Magnoliopsida; Fagales; Juglandaceae. The coding region runs from base 1 to 717 and encodes 238 amino acids. The record is from RefSeq and is a predicted model, not a curated record. Gene Ontology annotation, molecular function: O-methyltransferase activity; S-adenosylmethionine-dependent methyltransferase activity. The transcript has 5 exons.